AAGAAAAAAGGAAGCGGGGGAACCAGGAAGUAGGGCUGCAGAGAAAAGUCUGCUGUCCUUAAAAGGCUGUGUUUUCUACCUUAGCGGGGUUUCUAGUCGUAUCCACAAUGUCUAAAAACACAGUGUCCGACCGCUUCAGGAAAGUAGACGUAGAUGAAUACGACGAGAACAAGUUCGUGGACGAGGAGGACGGAGGAGAGAACCAGGGAGGACCGGACGAAGCAGAAGUGGACGGUCUGCUCAGACAGGGGAACAUGAAUGGAGCUCUACAGGCUGUACUGAAGAACCCUCCAAUCAACACCAAGAACCAGAAUGCUAAGGAGCGAGCAGAGCUACUGGUGGUCAAAGUGCUGAGUAGUUUUAAGAGCAGCGACAUUGAGAAAGCUGUGGGCUCGCUGGACAAAGCAGGAGUAGACCUGCUGAUGAAAUACAUCUACAGAGGCUUCGAGAAACCAUCUGACAACAGCAGCGCCGUCCUGCUGCAGUGGCACGAAAAGGCUCUGGCCGUGGGAGGCGUCGGCUCCAUCGUCAGAGUCCUGACUGCCAGGAAGACGGUCUGAUGAUCCCAGAACCUGCAGAGUCCAGCUGUAAACAGACAUCAGUCAGUCACCAGAGCUGACUCUCUGUUUGUGGACUUUUAUUUUUGUACCGGAGCUGAGCGUCGUUCUGAUGCACUUCUUUCCUCCUUUUUGUUUUUGUUUUUUUUCCCCCUGCAUUCACUCUUUUCACUUCCAGCUCUGGGAUGUAGGAGUGCUGGCAGUCAGGCAGGGAGAUGCUGGCACCUCACACUGUCUGUGCUCGCCAGCUUCGCAGAGAGAAGCUUCACUCAGACACAAAGCAGCUCCUUCGCUUCUUCAAACUGCUUCCCGGCUGCUCUGCUCCUGCUCCUCCUCCUCCUCCUCUUCCUCCUCCUCUUCAGCUUUCCUGCUUCUCCUUCCUCCUCCGCUCUGGAGCCUUUGACUCAUCCAGGUUGAGGAAAUGGAAAAGAUGGAUGGACUGUCAUUGACUGGUGUUUUCCCGCCUUUCGCCCGGUGCAUGCUGGGAGUGGAUUUAUUUUUACCCAAACCAUUCUAACUUUCUGAACAUGUUUGUUCAUUGACUCUCUUUUUUUUUUUUUCUACUUACACCAGAACCAUGCUGUUUUGUUGAGCCUGAGCCUUCAGGUUGUACUGCUUAUAGUGAUUCUUUUUUUUUAUCUGAAACAAGAAAAAUAAAGUGCUGAACCUGAA
Molecule: messenger RNA, 1229 nt
Organism: Stegastes partitus (bicolor damselfish)
Lineage: Eukaryota; Metazoa; Chordata; Actinopteri; Pomacentridae
Product: actin-related protein 2/3 complex subunit 5-like
Exons: 4
Coding region: 108-560 (150 amino acids)
Biological process (GO): regulation of actin filament polymerization; Arp2/3 complex-mediated actin nucleation
Cellular component (GO): Arp2/3 protein complex; actin cytoskeleton
Source: RefSeq, a predicted model, not a curated record